Molecule: messenger RNA, 4126 nt
Organism: Rattus norvegicus (Norway rat)
Lineage: Eukaryota; Metazoa; Chordata; Mammalia; Rodentia; Muridae
Source: RefSeq, a predicted model, not a curated record
AGAAGAAAUGCUAUGUUUAGUGAUGGGAAGCCAAGAACAGAGACGGACAGAGCAUGAAUCAAGUGCCACCUUUGAAGUAAGCCUCAAAGAAUAGGCAGACAUACAUGGAGCCCCCAGCCAUCCAGUCUCAAGCUUCUCUGGAGUCUGCUAUGACUACUUCAGCUCCUACCUCUCUGCCCAGAGACCGAAGCCUCUGUGCGCUAUCUUCAUAGAAGCUGGCCUCUGCCAUUGUCCCCAGUUACGAUGGCUUCCAGACUGAAACGCCCCUAGGUGACAUCAGCCAGCAAGGUACUGCGUUUCCAAAAGAAAUAGAAGACUCGUGGUUGCCUAUUAUUGUCUCAAUGAGAAAUAAACAGCCUAAGAACAGUGAUGUGAACCAAGGACCUGGUGGGCACUGGUCUAACCCUCCAAGCUCCUCUUUCCUGGAGAAGCCAGUAAUGACCACUGCUAACUAAGAGGCCAGCUUUGGUGUCCGUUUUGAAGCUGAUCCGGUGCCUCCCUUAAUGGUUUAUUUCUUCUCUGAGAUCGGAUCAGCACAUUUUGCUUGAAGAUCCCUGUGCAACAACCAUCUCAAGACGUGCAGGAUCUUUUCUUCUUUCCACGUACUCCCUUUACUGUUUUAUAUAAUUUUUUCCCUCUCCCAUUUCCUAAUCUCCAUCUUAUAUGAAGCAACACGGAGUCUGGGCGUGAACACAGACAAAAUCAGAGUGCCUAUUCCUAGAGCAUCUCUUCCAAGCCAGCCGCCAUCACUGCUUUUCUUUUCCCAACUGCAUCCCUUCUCGUUCCCACGGCAACCGGCAGGGCCGCCCACGUGUGGACUCAGGACCCCCGGGGCCGCAGCCCCGCCCCACCCCCACGAUCCACGUUCCCUCGCGACUAGCGGCACAAGCUCCGCGCGAGGAGGGAGGCCCGGUUGCCAAGGAAACGGGAGGACGCCAGGCAGCCGCCCCCACCGUCUCCACCCCGAAAAAGGCCGGAGGCCGCGGCGGACAGCUGCCUCCAGGGAGGAGAAGGAAGAGGGGCCGCUAGAGGGAGGAAGACGUGAGGCGUAGGGGAGGAAGAGGAGCCCAGGACCGGCCCCACGCACGAUUGAUGGGCGGCUCUUCUGCUGUGGGCCUACCCACCCGCUCCGCCACGCAGUCCCUUUAGCCCCUAGUGAGGGGCGAAAGUGCUGAUCCCCAAGCAUGGCGUUUCACACGGAUUUCUAAAAACAAAAGCUUGGUCCAGUGCUUUGUCACCAGAGGCUUACAACAGAGGUACGCAUGAUCAUGCGUGAUUUUCAGAACAAGAAGCAGUUCAAAGGAGCAGCAGGGGGUCCAUCUUUCUGUUUUUAACCACAUCGUUUUUUUCUGAAAAAAGGGGGAACAGACUUCAUUCUAUGCAGAUCAGGAACUAAGAACCAUGUUGCAUGAAGCAAGGGACAGGCAGAAGUUCGUCAGCGACGUUCAGUAUCUACGGGACAUGCAGCAUAAGGUGGACUCAGAAUAUCAGGCUUGUUUGAAACGACAGGAACACAAGAAAGAACCAAACGAGAAGAAGCAGGAGCAGCUGUGGGGGAAAGACACAAGUGACAGGUCCCGGUUCUCAAGCGGGUCGUCGUGCAAACAGAGUUCCGGUGAGGAGGAUUCCUUAAGCGAAGCAAGAUUAGCUACCAAAGCACCUACAGCUAAGUGUGAGCCCAAACUUCCAGCCAUUGAUCAAACAUCUGUCAAGCAGAAACACAAAGGCACCAUGACACUAAAGAAGCCAGAGAAAGUGAGCCCCAGCAAACCCUCUGCAGUGGCACAAGCAACAAAGAUUUUAUCAAGGAAGAGGAGACCAAACCUGGGGAGGUUGACAGUGAGCCCAGAAAUGCACAGCCCAAGACUAUCUGGGGAGAGAAGCAGGCAGAAAGCACAGCUGUCCACAAAGACAUCAGGACUCCUGGGAGCAGACCCCGUUGUCCAACAAGACAGUCUGCUGAGUGCAAAUGAGAUGAAGCUAAAGAGGCCAGCUCGAGAGAAAAGAAACUUAGCCCCAUCCUCACAGCUCGUGAGAGUGGCCGGGAAAGCCCCCCUCGAGAGACAGAAAAAAGGAGACCCCAGUGCUCGUCCCCAGAACGAGCCCCACACUGCCCUCUCGCAGACCUUCCAGCCAAUGAGUGGUUCUCAAGUGCUGACUGAGUCCUCGGUGCCUCCAUUCCUCCCCGCCACCGUGGUAGGACCAAGAAGGGCACCGUUUAGGUUCCACGACGAAGAUUUUUAUUCUGCAUUAUCAUUAAACAAUGAACAAGAGAACUAUGACACGGAAGAGGAGACUCGCACGGAAGAGGAGCUCCUGCUGGCUGGGAUGCGCUCUCCUCCCAGCUACAAAAGAAGCCGCUUUCUUGGGACAUCAGCUGCUCAGAAUAGAAAUGUGGAGGAAAAUGCUGAAAAUCUCAGAGGAAAUUCUUUAAGACGGAGUGAGCCCAACCCUGGAUCUCCAAGAAAAACCAGUGUCACGGAGCCAACAACAAAGCAGUCUUCUCCCGGGCAAAGGAUGCUCCAAGAUACCAGGCUACCCAGGGAGUUGGCUAAAGACAACCCCAGUGGAGACCAGGAUGAGAAGACCCCUGUACCAGGGGACGCCAAAUCUGAUGGUGUCACCCAAGUCAGUGCCGAAGAUGUGUCCAACAAUUGUGCCGUGGAAGACAGGUCCGCUGUUCACAAUUGCGAGAGAGACUGGCAACGUUACCUAAGUGGUUCCAGGAACUCGUUCGACUGCUUACUUUCUGGGAGACCCACAGCUCCAAGAGCGUCCGUGAAUCCAUCCUACAAUGCUCACGGGUCACUGUUCCACUCUGCUGUGAUAGAUGACAUCCCAGCAAGCUUGUCCGUGUCAUCUAUCCUAGUUCCAAGUGCAGAGCUGGAGGAAAACCUAAGGUUCAAUGUACGCCGGCCACUCUCACCUAUCAGAAACAGAAAUCCGUCGGCCGCCUCGGAGAGCCACAGUGAGGACACCCAGGGAGAAGAGGAGAGGGCUUCGACUAGUCAAGCUCAGGAGUCUCCACUCCUGUCAGAUCUACCAAAUCCACAAAGCAGCAUGGCCUUGGGGGACUCCCCUAGCUCUCCUACAAGAAGACAUUUACAAGGCCAUUUCUACAUGCCUGGGUCCCUGCAAGAAAAUAUACCUUUUACUUUCUUUGCGGUGUCUGAUUUUGCAAGUCAGAAUGAUAACGGGACCAGCGUUAGAGUCUCUGGUGUCAUGGAUGAAAAGGCCACAGAAAUAAAGGCAGACCCUGAGAAACUCAGGAAAUUGCAAGAAAGUCUCCUGGAGGAGGACUCGGAGGAGGAGGGAGACUUGUGUCGGAUCUGUCAGAUAGCGGGGGGUUCCCCAGCCAACCCCCUCCUGGAGCCUUGUGGCUGUGUGGGAAGUCUGCAGUUUGUUCACCAAGAGUGCCUGAAAAAGUGGCUGAAAGUGAAAAUAACAUCAGGGGCAGAUCUAAGCACUGUAAAGACCUGUGAGAUGUGUAAGCAAGGCCUACUGGUCGACCUGGAUGACUUCAACAUGACCGAAUUCUACCACAAGCACCAGCAAUCCCGGGCACAGAGUGAGCUGAUGAACUCAGGCUUGUACCUGGUGCUGCUGCUCCACCUGUAUGAGCAGAGGUUCGCAGAACUCAUGACCCUCAACUACAGGCGGGCUUCCAGAGAGAGGAUGUCAAGAAAUUACCCACAACCCAGACCGGAAGAAAGCGAAAGUUCCGAGUCUGGAGAUGGCAAUGAAAGCAACGUUUACCCAGGCCGGGUCAUCUAGCAAGGGAGCUGGUCGUGGAGUGCGACAGAGACCUCUCCACCCAGAAGCCCUUUACGUGUCCCCCAGUGCCUCCCUUCUUCCCUCCUCUUUACUGAAACUGAAGCCAAUGUGUUCGCAGUUACCAUUUUCACCCGUGCCACUCCUUUUGGGGGUCUGGCUUGAGCAUCCAUGGGCAGCCACAGGGACCUUCCCAGCCAGCACAGGCAAAACAGCCGAGCCCCCAGUGUGCUGCCCUGCUGCUGCCCCUCAGCCCAGAAGCCUGGGCUCCCAGUGCUGAGGCCCUCUGUUCAGGCCUCAGCCCACCCUGAGUCGAGUGGAGCCAUGCAUUCAGUAAACUGACUUUAUUCUCCCA